UGUCUCUUUAAGUCCUCUUAAAACAGCUAUAAACUAUAAAAGUCGUGAGGGAUGAGCGUUCAGGCGUGACCUUGAAUAUAAGAUGUCCGACCUAAAUUUCUCAAAUUAAAAAAGGAGCAGAACGAAAUAAUUUGCUUUAGUUUUCCUCGUCUGGCUGAAAAGGCAGCGUGAGGGAACUUUCUCCCGGUUUAACCUCAGAUUCCUCGAACUUGAGCGGGAAAAGGGCAACGCCAGACGGGAGUGCACGCCGCUCUCGCUAGUUAAGCCGGUGACCAGACGAACAGCACUAACUAGUUGUGUCGGGGAAACUAUGGGAUGGAUUGCCAUGGCAACCGACCAGACGUCACAAUCUGGGCAUGUGUGUUCCAUUUUUGUCUCUUUCUUAUUUUCAGACUGGAGGAUUUGGAUAGAGAAGAGGGAGAAAGGGAAAAUGUUUUUUGUCAAAAAAACGGGGCAGCCAUCUUUUAUUUGAUUGAGAGCAGAUUAAAAGAAAAUUAAGCCUCACCUUCAUUUGGACGUCUCCCGAGCAGAUCUGGGCAUUCAGAGGGUUAAGUUUCAGGACUUUUAUUCCUCUGUCUCGGAUGUGAUUUUCUUGUUAUGCGGUAAAGAUGCCCGGAUCGCUCAGCAAUGAAGAUGAGGGGCAAGACGAUAUGGAUUUUGAGGACGACGUGCCAGAUGAUGAGGAAGGUGAACUUCAAAGAAGUGUCCCCCUGUCACCACUAGAGAGAUUCUUCUCUGAAGAGGAUAAUGUUAAACAACAUAAGAAGAAGAAAACCAGUAAGAUAAUGGAAGGAAAGGAGCCCAAAGUUAAGAAAAAGAAGAAAAAGGAGGGGCUUCCCAGCGGGCUGGAUGACAUGUCAGACAGAGAGGAUCAUGGCCACAGGUCGGGGAGCGAGAGCAGCACCUACAGCGCCCUGAAGAAGAAAAAGAAGAAGCCCAGAGAGAAGAAAGAGAGGAAAAUGAAACAGCGAAAGAAAGAGGAUGAUGAGGAUGAGGACGAUGACGAUGAUGGAAACAUGAAGGAACCAAAGUCGUCCAGUCAGCUAAUGCAAGAGUGGGGUCUCGAAGAUGUCCAGUAUGCCUUCUCGGAGGACGAUUAUAAGACUAUCACCAACUACAAAGCCUUCAGCCAGUUUCUUAGACCCCUUAUCGCCAAGAAGAACCCCAAGAUCCCCAUGUCAAAAAUGAUGACAGUGCUUGGAGCAAAGUGGAGAGAGUUUAGUGCAAACAACCCGUUCAAAGGCACCUCUGCAACUGCUGUGGCGGCUGCUGUGGCCGCUGCCGUGGAAACUGUCAAUGUGGCUCCACCCAUCUGUAUUAGAAGUAUCCAACAGAUCUCUCCAACUGGGCCAAUCAAAAAAGCCAAAACCAAAGAGGGAAAGGGGCCUGGUGCUAAAAAAAAGAGCAAGCCAGGAAAAGAAACAAAAAAGAAAGGAAAACCGAAGAAGUCCAAAUCGAAAGCAGGCCCGGGUGGAAAAAGGAAAAAAGGCUCUUCGAGUGAGGAGGAUUUCCUGGAUGACUUUUCAGACUUUGAUGACAUCAGCAUUCACAGUGCCUCUGUACGCUCAGACACUUCAGCGGCAGCAAAAAAGAAGUCAAGUCGCAAAGGACGAAAAAAAAGAAAAAGAGAGGAUGGAGACGGCUACGAGACAGACCAUCAAGACUACUGUGAGGUUUGUCAGCAGGGAGGAGAAAUCAUUCUGUGCGACACCUGUCCCAGAGCAUAUCACCUGGUGUGUCUGGAUCCAGAGCUGGAAAAAGCCCCCGAGGGCAAAUGGAGCUGCCCCCACUGUGAAAAAGAAGGGAUUCAGUGGGAGGCCAAAGAUGACGAAGAGGAGGAAGAUGAGGUUGCAGGUGAAGAGGAAGAUGACCAUAUGGAAUUCUGCAGAGUGUGUAAGGAUGGAGGAGAGCUGCUGUGUUGUGACACAUGUCCUUCCUCCUACCACAUCCACUGUCUCAACCCACCACUUCCUGAGAUUCCCAAUGGAGAGUGGCUGUGCCCACGAUGCAUGUGUCCACCUCUAAAAGGCAAAGUCCAGAAGAUUCUGCAUUGGUCGUGGGGCGAUCCUCCUCUGCCACCUGAGGUUCCCCUUGGGCCGGAUGGGGAGAAGGUGGACAAUCUGGCCAAAACACCACUUAAAGGCCGUCCAGAGAGGCAGCUGUUUGUAAAAUGGGCUGGCCUGUCCUACUGGCACUGCUCCUGGGUCAGCGAACUACAGUUGGAGCUGUAUCACACAGUAAUGUACCGGAACUACCAGCGCAAGAAUGACAUGGAUGAACCGCCACCGUACGACUACGGCUCUGGGGAGGAGGAGCUUAAUAAUGAGAAGAGGCGGAGCAAAGACCCUCAGUAUGCUGCCAUGGAGGAGCGUUUCUACCGCUACGGCAUCAAGCCAGAGUGGCUGAUCAUUCACCGCAUCCUCAACCACAGUUUUGAUAAGGAUGGAGAUGUACAGUACUUGAUAAAGUGGAGAGAUCUGCCGUAUGAUCAGUGCAGCUGGGAGGCUGAUGACUUCGACGUCCCAGAUUAUGACAGCCUUAAACAAGCCUACUGGGAUCACAGAAACCAGGUGCUCGGUGAAAAUCAUCAGCCCCUGCUGUUCAGGAAGGGAAAAAGACCCAAAGAGGAAAUGAAGAGGAGAGAGCCUCCACCAGACACUCCAGUUGUGGAUCCCACCAUCAAGUUUGAACAGCAGCCAUGGUACAUCGAUGACACUGGGGGAACUUUGCACCCGUACCAGCUUGAAGGUCUGAAUUGGUUGCGCUUCUCUUGGGCUCAAGGAACCGACACAAUCUUGGCUGAUGAAAUGGGACUUGGCAAGACUGUGCAGACUAUAGUGUUCCUGUACUCACUCUACAAAGAGGGUCAUUCCAAAGGGCCGUUUCUGGUCAGCGCGCCACUUUCCACCAUCAUCAACUGGGAGAGGGAGUUUGAAAUGUGGGCUCCAGAUUUCUACGUGGUCACUUACACGGGGGACAAAGAGAGCCGGGCUAUCAUACGUGAAAACGAGUUCACUUUUGAGGACAGCGCUGUCAAAUCAGGACGCAAGGUUUUCCGCAUGAAGAAGGACACGCCAAUUAAGUUUCAUGUCCUGCUGACAUCAUAUGAACUGAUCACCAUUGAUCAGGCUAUACUCGGCUCCAUUACCUGGGCCUGUUUGGUUGUGGAUGAAGCCCACCGACUGAAGAAUAACCAGUCAAAGUUUUUCAGAAUUCUCAAUGGCUACAAAAUCUACUAUAAGCUGCUCUUGACUGGAACCCCUUUGCAGAACAAUCUGGAAGAGCUUUUUCACCUGCUCAACUUCCUCACCCCGGAGCGCUUCAAUAACCUGGAGGGCUUUCUGGAGGAGUUUGCGGACAUCUCGAAAGAGGACCAGAUUAAGAAACUUCACGACCUGCUGGGGCCACACAUGCUCAGGAGAUUGAAAGCUGAUGUGUUUAAGAACAUGCCAGCAAAAACCGAGCUCAUCGUGCGAGUUGAACUCAGCCCUAUGCAGAAGAAAUACUACAAGUUUAUUUUAACAAGGAACUUUGAGGCUUUGAAUUCCAAAGGAGGAGGGAACCAGGUGUCCCUUCUGAACAUCAUGAUGGACCUGAAGAAAUGCUGUAACCAUCCCUACCUGUUUCCAGUGGCUGCAGUGGAAGCUCCGGUGUUACCCAAUGGCUCUUAUGAUGGUAACCUUCUGGUAAAAUCCUCAGGGAAACUCACCCUGCUUCAGAAAAUGCUCAUAAAGCUGAAAGAUGGAGGACACAGGGUUCUCAUCUUCUCUCAGAUGACAAAGAUGCUGGAUUUGCUGGAGGACUUCCUGGAGUUCGAGGGGUAUAAAUACGAGCGCAUUGACGGGGGCAUCACAGGCGGGCUGCGACAGGAGGCCAUCGAUCGCUUUAACGCACCCGGCGCUCAGCAGUUCUGUUUUCUGCUGUCCACACGUGCUGGAGGAUUGGGUAUCAAUCUGGCAACCGCAGACACAGUAAUCAUAUAUGACUCUGACUGGAAUCCGCACAAUGACAUUCAGGCAUUCAGCAGGGCGCAUCGAAUUGGUCAAAAUAAAAAGGUGAUGAUCUAUCGCUUUGUAACUCGGGCAUCCGUAGAGGAGCGGAUCACCCAGGUGGCCAAGCGAAAGAUGAUGCUGACCCACCUGGUGGUGCGGCCCGGCUUGGGCUCCAAGACGGGCUCUAUGUCCAAGCAAGAGCUAGACGACAUCCUCAAAUUUGGCACUGAAGAGCUUUUUAAAGACGACGUGGAGGCCGCCAGAACGAUGGGUGAGCUGAAGGUGUUGGAGAUGAAGAGUAUUGUACUUCCACUGUGCGUUCCAAUAGCUGAAGUCCUAAAUCUGUCUUCAACAGGAGACAAUAAAGAAGGAGAGGAGGUCAGUGUGAUCCACUAUGACGAUAAUGCCAUCUCCAAACUUCUGGACCGUAGUCAAGAUGCCACCGAAGACACUGAGAUCCAGAACAUGAACGAGUACCUGAGCUCAUUUAAAGUGGCUCAGUAUGUCGUGAGAGAAGAGGACGGAGAGGAGGAGGUCCAGAGGGAGAUUAUUAAGCAGGAGGAGAAUGUUGAUCCAGACUAUUGGGAGAAGCUCUUGAGGCACCAUUAUGAGCAGCAGCAGGAGGAUCUGGCUCGAAACCUGGGCAAGGGGAAACGCAUCCGCAAACAGGUCAACUAUAAUGACGCCUCUCAAGAGGACCAAGAGUGGCAGGACGAUCUUUCGGAUAAUCAGUCUGAGUACUCUGUCGGGUCUGAAGAUGAAGAUGAAGAUUUUGAGGAACGGCCUGAGGGUGGACGCAGACACUCCCGCAGACAGCUGAAGAGUGAUCGGGACAAACCAUUGCCGCCACUGCUGGCUAGAGUUAGUGGAAAUAUAGAGGUUUUGGGAUUUAAUGCCCGGCAGCGAAAAGCCUUCUUGAAUGCGAUUAUGCGCUGGGGAAUGCCUCCGCAAGAUGCCUUCAACUCACACUGGCUCGUCCGUGACCUUAGAGGGAAAAGUGAGAAGGAGUUCAGGGCUUACGUGUCUCUGUUCAUGAGGCACCUGUGUGAGCCGGGAGCAGAUGGAGCAGAGACAUUUGCAGAUGGAGUCCCAAGGGAAGGCCUGUCCCGCCAGCAUGUUCUCACCCGGAUCGGUGUCAUGUCUCUGGUCCGCAAGAAGGUUCAGGAGUUUGAACAUGUGAAUGGGAAGUUUAGUACACCAGAUCGGAUUCCUGUAGGAUUAGAGCUGAAAAAACUAACAGAAAGUGUCUCGUCGGAUCCAAACACCCCUGUUCCUGCCAGUCCUGUUCCAACUCAACCCAGCACACCGGUUCCUUCAGAUAAGACAGAGUCAGUGUCCGGGUCUCAAGAAGAUAAGGAGAUUGCAGAGCCAGAGAACACCAAACCGCUGGACCCUGAGCCAGUUGUUCCAGAACCCUCUCCUGCGCCAGAAAAGACCAAUGAGGGAGAAGAAACAAAAAACGGCAGUCCUGAAGAGAAACGAUUGGAGGAGAGCGAGAAAAGUGACACCCCUCCAGUCCAAUCAGAGCCAUCAGCCAAUCAAGCACCGCCACCUACUAAGCAAUGUGAGCAGCCAGCCAAUCAGACACCUUCAGACUGUGGUAAAGGAAAAGAGACUUCUCCAGAAAGAGGGGAAACUAAACCCAGCCCUCCAAAAACAGAGGAUAAGGAACAAAAACCAGCCAUUCCUGAUGAUGUAAAAUCUGAAGACCCUCCUGAAAACCAAGUGAAUGGAGAGAAAGAUGUAAGAGAUGAGACGGACGAGGGCCACAGAGAUGACAAGAGCAGCAUCAAAACUCGCUUCAUGUUCAACAUUGCAGAUGGAGGAUUCACAGAGUUGCACACGCUAUGGCAGAAUGAGGAACGCGCAGCUGUGUCAUCUGGCAAAAUAUACGACAUCUGGCAUCGUCGCCAUGACUACUGGCUGCUGGCUGGCAUCGUAACACAUGGUUAUGCCCGCUGGCAGGACAUUCAGAAUGACCCACGUUAUGCCAUCCUCAAUGAGCCUUUCAAGACUGAAAUGCAUAAAGGGAACUACUUAGAAAUGAAGAACAAGUUCCUUGCCAGACGCUUUAAGCUACUGGAACAAGCUUUGGUCAUCGAGGAGCAGCUCCGGCGUGCGGCGUACCUGAACAUGACUCAGGACCCCAGUCAUCCUGCCAUGGCCCUCAACACACGUUUUGCAGAAGUGGAGUGUCUGGCCGAGUCUCAUCAGCACCUCUCCAAAGAGUCUCUGGCUGGUAACAAGCCAGCCAAUGCAGUGCUGCACAAAGUGUUAAAUCAGCUGGAGGAGUUGUUAAGUGAUAUGAAGGCGGAUGUGACGCGUUUGCCCUCCAUGCUUUCGCGGGUGCCACCAGUGUCCGCGCGGCUCCAGAUGUCAGAGCGGGGCAUCCUCAGCAGACUCACCAGCCGGGGCAAUGAGCCGCCACCUCAGCAGCCUUUCCCUCAGGGCUCUUUCGGCUGUUCUCAGAUGUAUAAUAGCAGUUUCGCCGGAGGGUUUCGUGGACCUGGAGGCACCGCCAUGGUGAACUAUAGCCAGAUGCCCCUGGGGCCGUACGUCAGUGUUUCCUCAAACGGGCCUCCUGCCCCUACCAGCCUCCUGGAGAAGAAGUCGAGUGACGUCCUGCGAGAUGUGUGGCCAUGAGGGACAUUUGGAUCUCUGCUAACGCUGAGCCGUCUGGAGGUGCUAGGGGUUUCUGGCCAGCUGAAGGACCUCUGCUUUUGCUCCUGGCUCUGCUCAUGAAUGAUGUGCUGUUGCUGCCCCUGCAGGUUAUUGCUGUGUAGUGCAUCUAAACACAGAAUAGUGCAAUGACUGACAUAUUCUCUGGAAAACCUCAGAUGAUUUUGCAUUGUCACCACUUAUGUAUGCUUUCAGAACUGUACUAGGUUGUGUUUCCAGUUUACAUUACUAGAAAAGGAAAAGAGUGUUGAUGAAAGCUAAAGAUGCUCCCAGUAAUGAAAUAAUCUUAAUAAUUAAAAGGUUUUUCCCUCAGUAACACAUUUGCUUAGACACAGUGUUGAAAUGCCAAUCAAAAGCAAGUUUUGUAGUAUACAAAAUUAACUGUAAGAUUUCAAAAUUCAAAAUUGUCCUUUGCACACAAAAAAUAAUGUUUUUUUUUAACUGCAGUGUCUUGCAUAACAAAUUCAGUACAAUCAAAAGUAUUAGUAGCCUAUUAGAAGCUCAAUUUAGAAGGAGCUGGGCUCACUCAUGUGAGAUCACAUGACCUGCAUGCCUAAUAAAUAUUCACUAGUACAAAAAUAUAGCACUUUUGAGUGGUCAUAUACAGUUGAAGAAUUAUUAGCCCCCCUUUCGAAUUUUCUUUUCUUUUUUAAAUAUUUCCCGAACG
Danio rerio (zebrafish) is the source of this 7338-nucleotide messenger RNA. The record is from RefSeq and is a predicted model, not a curated record. Lineage: Eukaryota; Metazoa; Chordata; Actinopteri; Cypriniformes; Danionidae.